Messenger RNA from Fusarium falciforme, 453 nucleotides. RefSeq lists its product as hypothetical. Bases 1 to 453 code for a protein of 150 amino acids. The record is from RefSeq and is a predicted model, not a curated record. The transcript has a single exon. NCBI's taxonomy places the organism in Eukaryota, Fungi, Ascomycota, Sordariomycetes, Hypocreales, Nectriaceae.
AUGGCAGACCAAAUUCACCCUAUUUACCGCACUUGGUUCCUCUGGGUCGAUCCAAUCCUGACUCUCGCGGGCAUGUACGGCAAUUUAUUCGCCCACGACCUCGCCGUCGAGGCCUUCUUCGCCAACUACCCGCUCACAGAAGAGCUCAAACCUUUCCUCUACCAAAUCGGUGGCAUGGGCACGUCGUACCUGGUCUUGCUCGUGUUUCUCCAGCGGUACACGCAAGAUGUCGUCGUCUGGAAGAUUUUGCAUUUUGCCAUUCUCUGGGCGGACUUUACCAUGUUGACGUCUAUUUAUGUGGCGAUGCGACAUGAGGGAACUCUUGCGAUUUCCAACUGGAGGCUUUUAGAUUGGUUCAGUAUCGUUAUUACCGGUAUUUGUACCGUUUUGAGGGCAUUGUUUGUGUUGGGGGUGGGAGUCAAGGCGUCUGGCGGGAAGAGGAAGAGGGCCUGA